AUGUCAGCAGUAGUGUCAACAUCAAAUAGCCAUCAAGAUGGGCGGGGCAAGUCAGGAAAGCACAUAGUGGCCCCUUCUAGCUCCAAGCCAUCAGCAAAAAUCGUCCCUCUGAACGAAAAAUUACUACUUACAACCGGAAAUAGCAUUACUUCAAUCUGUUUUGACGAUCGAGGGGAUAGACUUCUCACAUGUGGAGAUGACGAAAAGAUUCAAUUGUUCAGCUUGUCAAGCGGUCGACUAGCGAGUACAAACUACUCCAAAAAGUAUGGGGUUGAUCUAGUUCGAUUCACACAUGAUAUAAACAAUAUGGUUCACGCCAGUACAAAAGUGGACCACGCCAUCAGAUAUCAUUCUUUAGCAGAAAAUAAGUAUCUGAGCUAUUUCAGAGGCCAUACGAAUCGAGUAUCUUCCCUCGAUAUGUCGCCCACCUCUGCAAACGCUUUCAUGUCUGCAGCUGUAUAUGAAUCCGUUCGACUUUGGGAUUUAAGGUCAGCUUCUUCGCAAGCAUGCAUGGUGGUGCAAGGUCAUCCGAUUAUUCGAUAUGAUCCCACCGGAACGAUCUUUGCGCUGGCUUUCAAUGAAACAAACAAAGUGCUCCUCUACGAUGCGCGAAAAUGGGCCGAAAAACCGUUCAAGCAGAUGGAGAUUCCCGAUCUGUUCAAGAAUGAAGUUGGCGGUCAGGUUGCAGUCAUUACCUCUCUUCAUUUCAGUCCCUCUGGAUCUCAAUUGCUAGUAGGCACGUCCGGCCCUGCACACUACAUACUCGAUGCUCAGAAAGGAUAUGUCGUUCACAACUUGACAGGAAAGAAAACCCUACAGAAAGCUUCACCGGGCAACGAUGCGGAGGAAGCUGGUGAAGUGCCGUCUACGUCGAAACAGAAAGAAUCGCCUAUGGUAAAAGAAGCUGGCAUUAGCGGUACAGAAUGCGGCUGGACUCCAGAUGGAAAGUACGUAUUUUCCGUCUCGGGAAAUAAGGAUGUGGUAUUUUGGAGCGUCACAGAGAAAGAGGAAGGUGCACGAAUUGUCUCUGAGCUUACCCCUACUUUUUCUUUGGAUGCUUACCCUGGUGGGUUUAUCCGAUCUGCGGCUUUCAAUCCACGCAAUGCAAUGAUGGCCACAGGGGGCGAUCAAGUCGCUCUAUGGCUACCGGAAAGAGAGGAGAAGGAAGAGUAG
Messenger RNA from Meira miltonrushii, 1173 nucleotides. RefSeq names its product WD40 repeat-like protein. Gene Ontology annotation, cellular component: Set1C/COMPASS complex. The coding region runs from base 1 to 1173 and encodes 390 amino acids. The record is from RefSeq and is a predicted model, not a curated record. Gene Ontology annotation, molecular function: chromatin binding; protein binding. NCBI's taxonomy places the organism in Eukaryota, Fungi, Basidiomycota, Exobasidiomycetes, Exobasidiales, Brachybasidiaceae. The transcript is spliced from 3 exons.